ACAGAGCUUCAAGGUUCCAAGAGUGGUGGUGAGGCUAUUGAAGUAUUGGGUUGUAGGAAGUGCCCUCAUUGUGGUGGCCUUUUCUGCAUCAACUGCAAAGUCCCUUGGCAUAGUAAUAUGAGCUGCUCUGAUUUUAAAACCGGUAAUCCCAGCUCCAGUAAUGAAAAGAAACUGAAGUCAUUGGCUACUGAGAAUCUCUGGCGUCAAUGUCCCAAGUGCAGCCAUAUGGUUUCACUUUCUGUAGGAUGCUACCACAUUCACUGCAGGUGUGGGCAUGAGUUUUGCUAUACAUGUGGAGCAGAAUGGCGAAACAAGAAAGCUACAUGUCAUUGUCCUAUCUGGGACGAGCGCAACAUCGAAUAUGAAAACUAAGAUUGAGAAGGAGAAGCAAGAUUGAGUGUGAUGUGCGGUGCUUCUACGCUCCUUGUUCCUUGGUAAAGAUCACUUUUUGGGAGGCUGACUUUCUUUUUUGCUAGAUGAGAAUCUGAUGGAUACAACAUACUCAUCCAUAUGUUUUGGUUUUGUUUCCUGCGCAAUUUUUGUGUAAUUGUGCUGCACAUUUUGGGAAUGUGGAUAUGCUUGGCUUCUAGUUUAGUACUCGUAUUCAAGUUUGAUGAAUUUCUUUAAAUAAUUUCUCAUAAUCGAAGAUAUACUUACA
Molecule: messenger RNA, 658 nt
Organism: Salvia splendens (bonfire salvia)
Lineage: Eukaryota; Viridiplantae; Streptophyta; Magnoliopsida; Lamiales; Lamiaceae
Product: probable E3 ubiquitin-protein ligase RNF217
Exons: 2
Biological process (GO): protein ubiquitination
Molecular function (GO): zinc ion binding; ubiquitin-protein transferase activity
Source: RefSeq, a predicted model, not a curated record